CUGGCUGGUGCCGCCCAGGUUUUAUUCCUUCAGCUGAAAAUGACCUAGGUCUAAAAGUCAAAACUGGAAAUUCUAAUUCUCAUCUGAACAUGUCCUCAGAGAUCAAUGGUAGAAGUCAACUUGCUCAUGAAGGGGACAGUGGCCGGCACCAGAGUGAUGGUACUUCUGCUAUCUCUAAUGAUGCUGAAGUUUCCACUAAUAAUAAUAAUCACUUAGAUAAUCUUAAUAAUGAUGCUGAUGAUAACAGUGUUGAGCCUUGUGGUGAAUCUCAGAAUGCAUCUUCCCCUGGUAAUGACAACAACCCACAGUCCUUACCCAAUAUUAUUAACCCUAACACAGCCAUGAGUGAGGAUAGUAAUGUAGAUGUAGAGACAGAGGAGCAAAGCACUCCGAUGAUAAGCAAUGAUCUUGAGCCAGGAGAAAUGGUCUCAAAUGAAGUGGUGGUUUCGGAUAGUGCUGGUUCAUUGAGACAUUCUCAUGAGGAAGAAUUGGCAAUGUCUGAUGCUCAUUACAUUGAAAAACAGGUGGUAGAAUCUUUUCUCAGUGGAGGUUCAAGCGAAAUUACCAAUAGUAGACUUAUUCAGGAUAGAAUGCCUGUGGAUAGAAUGUCUAUUUCCGAGAAAAGGCCAGCAGCAAAUGGAAACAAUAAUUAUGAGAAAGCCAUGGCUGCCUCUGGAAGUAGCAGUGUGGUCUCAAACAAUGCCCUUAAUAGUAAAGCUACUAAAUCCCUUGAUGCUAUUUCAUUGACUAUUGCUAGUGUAGCAGCUGGUGAAGGGGGGCCGCCAGAGUUUCUGACAAGACACCCGCCAGACAAGCUUCGAGACGAUCGCUCAUUUCAACAAACUUCUUCUGC
This is a messenger RNA of Lymnaea stagnalis (great pond snail), 853 nucleotides long. The record is from the annotation of a GenBank genome assembly. NCBI's taxonomy places the organism in Eukaryota, Metazoa, Mollusca, Gastropoda, Lymnaeidae.